This is a messenger RNA of Dovyalis caffra, 678 nucleotides long. NCBI's taxonomy places the organism in Eukaryota, Viridiplantae, Streptophyta, Magnoliopsida, Malpighiales, Salicaceae. The record is from the annotation of a GenBank genome assembly.
AUGGUGGACCCAUGGUGGUCUCUAUUGGGUGCAGCAAUACCUGCUAUAAUUGCAGGGCAAGCAUUAAGGAUGAAGAAAAGAAGAGCUGAAGAGCAGAGGUUAAAGAGUGCUAGAGGCCGUGAAAAGAGCUCCGAUGAAAUUUUUGUUUGCGAGAGGGUGUGCACUUCGAAGAGGAUGCUAAAGAAGGUUGGCGCAUUAUCUAAAGAUCCAACUAUUGAUACUUGUGUGACUGUUUGUGGUGUUUCUGAGCUUGAUGCUUGCGCUGAUGCGUGUGCGAGAACUGUCUGUGUUAAUCAGCACCAAGUGCCUAACUGGAAUGAUAUUUGCCUUCGGAGGUGCCAAACAGCUGGACAUCACUUCACUUACUUCAAUUCCCUUGCUUGCUCAUACGUUGGAGACUAUAGAAAGUUCGAAAUGACUUUAUCUUCAAUGCAAUAUAUUGGCCCCUUCCCAAAGCUUUCGAAAGUUGUGGAGUACCAGCAUGAAUAUGACCAUUGCAGUCAGUUUGCCGCCUUCCUAACCCCUAGAAUAUGCCAACAUAUGUCAACUCUUCCUCUCCUAGCUGGAGACCUCUACCACCAGGUACUAUCAAGACUAAUUUUGAUGGUGCCUUCUCCUCCAAUCCACGGGCUUCGCAGGACAUGUAGUCAGAAGACGACCAGGGAAUUGUGUUUGUAG